This is a messenger RNA of Spinacia oleracea (spinach), 2540 nucleotides long. RefSeq names its product probable glycerol-3-phosphate dehydrogenase [NAD(+)] 1, cytosolic. Gene Ontology annotation, cellular component: cytosol. The coding region runs from base 644 to 2026 and encodes 460 amino acids. The record is from RefSeq and is a predicted model, not a curated record. Gene Ontology annotation, biological process: carbohydrate metabolic process; glycerol-3-phosphate catabolic process. Gene Ontology annotation, molecular function: glycerol-3-phosphate dehydrogenase [NAD(P)+] activity; NAD binding. The transcript is spliced from 5 exons. Lineage: Eukaryota; Viridiplantae; Streptophyta; Magnoliopsida; Caryophyllales; Amaranthaceae.
AGAAAAAUGAUACAUUUACCUUUUUCUUCCCUUUGCAAUUGCAGCUCAACCACCUGAACUGGUAACAGUGUAAUGCUGAGCUCAAAUGUCCAACACCCAAAACCCAGAAUACUAUUUUCUCAGUACAACAUAAUUCAGUAGAAAAGUCCCACAUUUCUGAUUUAAAAAUCCCCAAAUCCCCAAUUUUGUAUCACUCACAUUAAUUGAUCCCCCAUCAUCAGUGACCUCUUCUCAAUUUUCAAGUUUCGUGCACGCAAUCUCCAGUUUUUUAACAGAAAAACCCCUCAUUUUUUCAGGAAAUCUCCCGCAAAAUCGCCAUUUUUAUAUCAACGCAGCGUGGAGGAACCGUAUAUUGGUGGGUUAAGAUAACCAAUGUAAGUUUUGGUUGAAUUUGAUUAAAAUUGAGAAAUAGUUGUUCUGUUAUUGUUGAAGAAAUCGUACCUGGUUUUGUCAAUGCUGAAUUGUAUGUGUUUUUGUCAAUCUGGUUAGUGAUUAUAAUUUAAAUCAUCAACCGGGUCAUCAGAAUUUCGAGUUUGUUAUAAGCAUUAGUGUAUUUGUUGAUCUGGGUAACUAUCAUAAUUUUGUGUGGGUAAUGCUUAUUUGAAAAGAAUUAUAUAUAAACGGUUGAUCUUGUUGGAGGAAAAUGGUGGGAACUGCUGAAGUUGAGAAUCAUAAUGGGUAUCCAAAUGGGUCGGUUAAUGGAGUAUUGGAGGAGAAAUUGGAUGAGCUUCGACGUUUUCUUGGGAAAGCAGAAGGCGAUCCGUUAAGAAUUGUUGGGGUAGGGGCAGGUGCUUGGGGGAGUGUUUUUGUUGCAUUGUUGCAAGAUAGUUAUGGUCAUUUUCGAGACAAAGUUUCAAUCAGGAUAUGGAGGAGACCGGGUAGGCAAGUCGAUCGAGCAACUGCUGAACAUCUGUUUGAAGUGAUUAAUUCGAGGGAAGAUGUGUUACGGAGGCUAAUUAGGAGGUGUUCAUACUUGAAGUACGUAGAAGCUAGGUUAGGUGAUCGUACGCUGAAUGCUGAUGAGAUUUUGAAAGAUGGGUUUUGCUUGAACAUGAUUGAUACCCCUAUAUGUCCAUUGAAAGUUGUAACCAAUUUGCAAGAGGCUGUUUGGGAUGCUGAUAUUGUGGUGAAUGGUUUGCCAUCAACGGAGACCCGAGAGGUAUUCGAGGAGAUUGGUCGGUUUUGGAAGGAAAGGAUUGCUGCACCCGUCAUUAUUUCUCUGGCAAAGGGUAUAGAGGCUGAAUUGGAGCCAGUGCCGCGGAUUGUGACUCCUACUCAGAUGAUUCACCAAGCCGCUGGAGUUCCUAUGGAAAAUAUUCUCUACCUUGGAGGACCAAAUAUUGCCUCAGAAAUUUAUAACAAAGAGUAUGCUAAUGCUAGAAUUUGUGGAGCUGAGAAAUGGAGGAAGCCUCUGGCCAAGUUUCUGAGACAGCCACAUUUUAUUGUGUGGGAUAAUGGUGACCUUGUCACACAUGAAGUUAUGGGUGGGUUGAAGAAUGUCUAUGCCAUUGGAGCUGGAAUGGUUGCAGCUCUAACCAAUGAAAGUGCCACCAGCAAAUCUGUAUAUUUUGCACACUGCACAUCGGAGAUGAUUUUUAUUACACAUCUUUUGUCAGAACAACCAGAGAAACUUGCUGGUCCUUUGCUGGCGGAUACAUAUGUUACCCUGUUGAAAGGUCGUAAUGCAUGGUAUGGCCAAAUGUUGGCUAAGGGUGCACUGAGCCUUGAUAUGGGUGACAGCAUCAAGGGAAAGGGUAUGAUACAGGGUGUCUCUGCUGUGAAAGCAUUUUAUGAACUACUUGGUCAAUCCUCCAUAAGUGUGCUACAUCCUGAAGAAAAGAAGCCUGUAGCUCCAGUUGAACUUUGUCCCAUCUUGAAGACACUCUAUAGCAUACUUAUAACCAGGGACUUCCCCUCUAAGGCUAUACUUCAAGCAUUGAGAGAUGAGACAAUGCAUGAUCCCCGGGAACGCAUUGAGAUGGCACAGUCCCAUGCGUUUUACAUACCCUCGCUUCUUGGCCAGUAAAUGACAAUACUGGGUCCAGUCUUUAAGACUUCUGACGUUGCUCUUAUGACACAUUUCAUGAAUGUACGACGAACACCCCUGAGAACUAUGUUGUGUGUGUUAUCGUGCUUGCUGCCAUGCUUCAAAUACUCACGGUUGAUGAAAUGGUUGUGUGUAUGGAUUGUGAGUAUGAUGUAAUGCUGAUAAUAUUAUGAUCGGUUUAGACGAGUGAGAAGUUUGUAGUCAUGUCAAAGCGUGCAAAGGGAUCUUGUAGCUCCUGUAGGGAGCACUAGGAAUCUAGGAUAGUGGUGAUGCCUCUCUGGUUCUUUUGCAGUAGUUGAUAAUCUAUUAUCAGUUCCAUUUAUUUACUACGUAUUUGUUGGUGAGAUUUGUGCAUUGUAGUUGGAAAGAGUACUUCAGGUUUAUUCAUUAUUAUCUAAAAUGUCUCUGGGUGAAACUAAGUGUAAAAGAUAGCAAUACACUAAUACUCCGUACCAUUUUUACAAGAUAAAGGGUGAUUUUCAUUAUGAACUUA